CGCCUAUCGAAAAGUCAUCGAUGACGACUUCUUGUAGUUUACCAAUAAGCGAGUGUUUUUAUUUAACUUUUUGCGCAUUUACCGAGCCAAGUUACCCACCUGCGACCACGGCGAUGCCCGUCGUUUCUCGCUUCAGCCGCCAGUGAGCCAAGUGGGCCGAUCUCCAGGGGAUACUCCACAGGCUGCCUGCGUGGAUGUGCUUGGGUUUGGAUGUUUGGGUGCCGAAGUGGAAACUUAGCUCCAAGAAAAUAAACCAAUAGCAAUCAGUUAAUUGCCGCGAUUACGACCGUGUAGUGGCCAGAUAACCCGCCUCGUCGGUAGCAACAGCAACAACAAUAGCACAGCGCAUAUACCGCUCCUCAGCGGCAACAACAACCACAACGAUAAGUGGAGCAACGAGCGGUACGGGGAAAGCGGACCGGUGAUGAGUAAUAGCUCGGAAGGUAACGGGACCGGGGGCCGGCGCACCGUCGACUGGCAGAGAUUCGGACUCGGAGGCGACGAGGAUGGUGAUGUGACGGUGGCCAGCUUCCGCCAGCGGACCAACAACAACACUGGCGGAUUCGUGGACCUGGGCAACGAGUAUACGUACGCGGCUGGUGGCCACCAUGCAUCCGGAGCCAAUGAGAUCUUUGCGGGCGAGCAGGGUGACAAGCCCUGGUGGCGCUCCAACUUCUUCAUCUCGCAGCCCGUGCUCUUUGGCACGUGGGACGGAGUGUUCACCUCCUGCCUGAUUAACGUGUUCGGCGUGAUCGUGUUCCUACGAUCCGGAUGGAUCGUGGCACAGGCAGGCAUCCUCAACGCCGUGCUGAUAAUCUUCUGCACAGUGGUCAUCGCCCUGGUCAGCGUGCUGUCGGCCAUCGGGAUCUGCGAAAGGUGCCGCGUGGAGAGUGGCGGGGUGUACUUCCUCAUAGCCCACACCCUGGGCUCCCGCUUCGGUGGCGCCCUGGGACUGCUCUACUGCUUCGGCCAGGCGGUGGGAUGCGCCCUCAACGUAAUGGGAUUCGGCGAAUCGAUGGCCGGACUCGUGGGGCUCGAGGGAAACAAGUGGGCCAUCCGUGGCUUCGCCACUGCGGCUGUGCUCCUGCUGGGCUGCAUCAACGUGGCCGGCGUCAAGUGGGUCAUUAAGCUGCAGUUCAUCCUGCUCAUGAUACUGCUUAUCUCAGCGCUGGACUUCAUGGUGGGCAGCUUCACCAGCGAGGAGAGCGAGGGCUUUAACGGCUGGGUGAGCGGAAACUUUGUAGAGAACCUGUGGCCGAAGUAUGACGAUGGCUACUCCUGGUUCCGGGUGUUCGGCGUCUUCUUCCCCACCGUCACCGGCGUGCUCUCGGGCAUCAAUAUGAGCGGCGACCUGCGCGCCCCCUCCACAGACAUUCCCAACGGCACCCUGGCCGCCUUUGGCACCUCCACGUUUCUGUACCUGGUGUUCGUGCUGUUUUUGGGAGCCACCUGCCAGCGGGACAUCCUGUACACGGACUACAUGAUCUCCGUCAAAGUGUCGGCCGCUCAUUUUCUGCUCUUGGCGGGAAUCUACGUGUCUAGUAUGUCGUCCUGCCUAGGCGCCAUGUACGGCACCCCACGCGUCCUACAGAGCAUUGCCAAGGAAAGCGUCAUUCCGGGUAUCGAUAUCCUGGGAAAGGGUCGUGGUCCCAACAAAGUGCCUUUAUACGCCAUGGCCAUCGUGGCCUUGGUCACGGUCACCUUCAUUAUCGUGGGCGACAUCAACUUUCUAGCGCCCAUCGUGACCAUGCCCUUCCUGUUGACGUAUGCCUGCAUCGACUACGCCUACUUUGCCCUGGCCCAGACCUUCGACAUCCAGGAGCAGCGCGAGGAGCGUUUCCGCAUCCAGGCCUCGAGUCCCAGCUACGAGACGCGUCGCUACGGCAGUGUUUCGGACACUGGCAACGACCUGGACCUGCUUUUUCCGGAUCGGGUGCGCCACAAGAACCUGCAGAGUCCGCAGAACUCACCGCUGCACCAGACGGAGCCUCUGCAGUUCAACAACGAGGGGCCCAGCACCUCGCACCAGGCGCAGGUUUUGAAUUCCGAGGCGGACACCACACUGUCCGUGGAGCAGGCAGCCGGGCAGGGCGGCAGCGAGCAGGAGCAGGAGCAGGAUAACGAGGCCGAACCGAUCGCGCCCAUCCGCCCGCCCAUCCACUCCAAGACGAAAAACUGGUACUCCGGCUACUGCAACCGGUGGGCCUCGCUGCUUGGCGCUUUCACUAAGCUGCUGGUUAUGUUGCUGGUGAACUGGUACUAUGCCCUCACCUGCUUCCUAGUGGUGUUCGUUGUGUGGUUCUAUGUGGGCACGGCCAACCCGGCUGUGAAGCCAGGUCUCACUGCGGAGUUUAACUUCUUCGCCUGGCUAAAAAGCGUAAUUUUCCGAUGCUUCGGCAAACGAAUAAAUGAGUACGAACAGAUCGUGGUUACUCCAUCGUGCCCUGGUGUGGAUCUCUCGCCCACGCAGCUCAACGAGCAGAACGAGGACUUCCGCCCGCGGCCCAACUACCAUCACUCGUCCGUCAUCGAGGGUCGCCUCAUCGAUGACAUCUAGACCCCACUGGGCAUCUGGGAUCUGGGCAUCUGGGCAUCUGGGAUCUGGGAUCUGGAUGGGUGGUUAGAGCAUAGAGCGGAUAGAGCAGGGGACGUGGCUGUGGAAAGCAAUAGUCGACUGCAUUUCUUUUACGCUAAACAGUACUAAGCUUAACUAAUCUAGAGUGAAGUGAUGUGAAAAGUGAAGCCAGCAAAGCAACCAAACUAAACUAAGCCCUAUACUCUACAUAUUUAUUCGCUAUAUAUGUUUGUGUGUCUGUAACAACGUGUUUAAUGUAUUGCUAGGAAUAGCGACAGCUGCGGUCGCAAUAGGAGCAAUUCAAGUUCCCCUUUAUAUAGUUAUUGCUUGUUUUAAACAGUUAAGAGUCUGUGUGAGGCAUUUUAUCAGGAUUUUUCCACUAGUGCAUCUUUAAUAUGGUUGAGUUUUUAUACAAAUUGAGAACGUUAUAUAUAAGAUCAGAAAAUUUUAUUAGACUGUCUUGAUAGAUAUGGGUUUUGACAGCUAUUCAGUUUUGGAAAUUAAUCAAUUUUAAUUUUGUUCUUUUUUAAGAAAGGUAGAAAAGUGGGAAGAAACAGGGAAUAUGAUUAAACAAAAAAAUGUGAAUUAUUAGAGCUUUACAAAGUUAAAGUUGUCAGGCUUUUAUUUUGACCGCAGUUGUUCAGUCCGGUAUUUAACACCAGCCCACCCACUCCCUCGCAGCACACCCACUCCCAACACCGCACACAACUAUUUAAUUGUAAUCUUAAGUUUCGCAUACGUUCGAUGUGAUCCUUGCUCGCGUAGUUCUUUAAAACCGAUUUCUUCUUGAUCGAGAUCAUAUAAAAUGUUGCUAAAUGGAUAUGUUUCUGGUGUUUCCGCACACAAAACACAUUUUAAGGAGACAUAUGUGAUACUGAGAUAAUAAGUGAACCAAUAAUCGAAACCAGAAAUCAAACUCGAUUAUUUGGCGCCAUUGCAUUUAAGACGAACACAAAAAAGCACAAUGAAAAUGUUACAGAACCCAAAAAACAAGCCUAACACAACUCCUAACCUAAGCUGUACCCUGUAUAAGCAUCUCGAUGAACAAUAACAAUAACAGACUAAAUUCAUAAUAUAAUCCCGUAAUCCGCGUACUCACUCGCCAUAAGCAUUCUGCAGAUAUAUCCAAUAAACGCACUCUAUAAACACUA
This is a messenger RNA of Drosophila elegans, 3726 nucleotides long. Its product is annotated as solute carrier family 12 member 8. The transcript has 7 exons. The record is from RefSeq and is a predicted model, not a curated record. The coding region runs from base 425 to 2557 and encodes 710 amino acids. Gene Ontology annotation, cellular component: membrane. NCBI's taxonomy places the organism in Eukaryota, Metazoa, Arthropoda, Insecta, Diptera, Drosophilidae. Gene Ontology annotation, biological process: potassium ion import across plasma membrane; chloride ion homeostasis; potassium ion homeostasis. Gene Ontology annotation, molecular function: potassium:chloride symporter activity.